AGGAAGUUACUUUGUCACUGGACCAAUCAACUGUUAGGUUAUAUUGGACGCAGUGGGUUUCUGGUUAAGGUCUGUAGAAACAUAGUAUUACUCUUUUAUAUGAUACAAACGUGUAUUAAUCUACUAAAAUAUUUUUAGAGCGGGUAUCUUCUAGCAUAACCGAGGUACAGUAAGAACACGGAAGCUAGAGCAGCUACUGUUAGCUAGCCGAGUUAGCUUAGCAGACAUGAAAACCCGGUAGCUCACAGAAGCUGUUAUUUUAGAGAAACAACUUUCAGGGUGUAAAGUUAUGCCACUCGGAAUCUAAAACUAUUUAUGUGGCUAUAUAGUGUCAACGUAACAUAUCGGAUUACGAGCCCGAUGUCUUUAUAUAUCAGUUUUCCCCUUUACGCCGUUUAAAUUUAGGCUAGCAGGGUAACGGUUAGCGUAGCUGCUACAUAACAUCCAGCAAACUGGACAAAACAUUGGAUUUAGUAGGCUUUAAAUCAGGCUCGACGGGUUCGCUGACCCCUCAGAAGAAGAUGAAGAAGAGGAAGGAGCUGAACGCCUUGAUCGGACUCGGAGACAGCAAGCGAAAGAAGACUAAAAAGGGGUCAGGGCACCGACUUCUCCGAACCGAACCACCGGGCUCAGAGUCAGAAUCGAGCUCGGAUGAUGAUGACUUCAACAACCUGAACGGCGGAACUAACUUUGGAAAAAGAAGCUACUCACAGUGCUGCAACAUGUGCUACCCCUUGUUUUUGUUCAUCAUACUAGCUGCCUGUGUCAUGGCUUGUGCUGGACUCAUAUGGAUGCAGAUUGCACUAAAAGAAGAUUUAGACUCACUGAAGGAGAAGCUGCACAGCAUGGAAUCCAGGCAGAAGGUGUCAUCGAGUGAAAUACCCAAAAUAAGCGAGGAUCUUAAAAACAAGGAGAAAAAACUUGAUGACAUUGAAAACGGGGACAAGGGAUUGAGCAAACUAUGGUCUAAUCUGACAGAAAUAAAUCGCAAGAUCACUUUCCUGGACUCAGCUGUUAGCCACUUGAAAACCAAUCUGAAAUCUUCUGCCGAUAUAAUCGGCCUUCCAACCACUGUUGAAGAGCUCCAGAAGAGUGUGGCCACGAUUGGCAGCACACUUACAAGUGUGCAGCAUGAUGUGGAAACAAUGAAGGCUUCUCUUGAAAAUCAGAAGAAAGAGGAUGAGUCAAAGACAACAAUGGACAUCACAGACCUAAAACAAGCCAUGGGUGAGGUCAAUAAGAGUGAGGAGCAGCACCAUAUGUGGACUGAUGAGCAGAUCCACAUUCUUCUGUCUACUGUUGCAGAUCUUCAUCAAAGAGUUGACUCAUUGGAGAGUGGGUCAAAACACAGCUUGCAGGAUAAUGACGCUGUAGCUUCACCAGCUGUCACCAGUCAAGAGCCUGUAACUGAGACAGUGACAGAAACAACAACACUGAAAGCAACACCUCAGGAUCUGGAAGACAUGUCCACACCACUGACAAAGCCACAGAUAAGCAGACGUCCUCGCUUCUUAACUCCUAAACGAUCUAAGAGGAAUGUUGGAACAAAAUGUCCAAGGAGGGUGUCUCUGCCUGAUGCUAAUUCUCUAAAAGACCUUGAAGACAUCUACCAGAAAGCAGGAGUCGGACGCGACUCCCUCGGACUUACUUACCAAGACCUGAAGAAGCUGUUUGGGGCAUCGACUCCCAGUGAACAAGAUGUGGCGUGCUUUGAUGAUGGAGACCGGAGGUACUCCCUGAUGGAGCUGAGAGCUGCUGUGGGUUUGUGAGCUCAGCACCACUGAGAGCAGUGAACAGUAUUGAGCACCCAGCAGGGUCUGGGAGGGAUUGGGAUUCCCAACCAUUAUCUGUAGCUGUUGCACCUUUGGAAACUGAAUAUUUAUCAUUUUGAUGGUGGUAAAAGUGGCACUGGUAUGCCCUCCCCUCACACCUCCCCUUAAGUAUAUUGCCAGGACACAUGAAUUGCUUAAAUUUUAACAGUAAUCAAUAAAAGUACCUGUAUGUAAUAUCUGAUAUUUUACCCAGUUCCUGGAAAUAAUAAACAUUGAAUAAGUCCCAAUUUUCACCCCAAGUCUUCAACUUGAAUUGUUCAUGUAUCUAAUUUUGUUUGUUUUUAUUCUUUCGUUUUUUGAUUCUGUGUUUCAUCCUGAUAUGAUUUUUGUUUAAGCUAUUUUAGGCUGUAACUACCAACUAUCGCAAAUGUACCUACAUGUCUACUUCAACCCCUGGAUCAACUCACCUGUAGUUUAUGUGUAGGACUGGAGACGGACCUUUUAUGAAUGUUUACAAAUGACUACUAGAAGUGGCUUUUUUUUUGGGCUUUCAUUGUGUUUUUAGACAGUUUCCUAUUGUAUCUCAAAAACAAUCAAUUAUAAGAACAGUCAAAACAUUUGUAUGCUCUUUUCUAAGCUAAAAGUAAAGUUUGAAGUUCUGCUUUCCUCCACGUUUAAAGUUGCAGUUGUGAUCAUGUGAUUAGUCCAUCUGUGCAUUGAUCUGUAGUUUUGUUUCAUGUUUUUUUGUUUGCUUUUCUCAUUUCCUGAUGUUUCGCAGAUUUGAAGGGCUACAAACUCUUUACAAGAAUUUUGAACGGUUAUUUAUAUGUAGCAAUAAGUGAGGUAUUAAAGUGGAAUGAAGGUCACAAUAUGUAACGGUAGAGUGAGAAACACUGAUGAUUGCUAUUUACAUGUAACACUUUAUUGCAUUAUAAAGGACCAAAUUCUGUGUGGAUUCACAAAAAGGUCAUAUUCAGACUUUGGUUUGUUCUGUAAAAAUGUAUUUUCAACUAUUAUAUCGUUAAAGGGGUUAGGUUGUUGAAAUGUAAUCAGAGAUGUUGGACCAGGCUUUGCUUUUUUUUUUUUUUUCAUACCGAUUUCUGGUUUUCCUUAAGUUCUGAUCUACUGGUUCACAAAAUAAAUGUGCUAAAGGUUACUUAAUGUAGUUAAAAGUUUAAAAUCCAACAGAAAAUGAAGGGAUUACAAGGUUACCUCAAUACAAGUACAUCCCUGUAAAUUAGAAUAUCUUUGGAAAGUUAAUUUAGUCUAGUAAAGUAAAAAUGAUAGAUUCAUCAUACACACAGUGACAUAUUUCAAACACUAAUUUCUGUUUGGAUGAUUAUGGCUUACAGCAAAUGAGAACGCAUAUUUCUCAGAAUACAUAUAGUUUGCCAUACACUAUAAAAUGAAUAAAAAAGGAUUUUAUAAUGCCAGCCAACCCAAAUGUGUGUCCAUAUACAGUACAUUGUAUGCACUCAAUACUUGAUCUUUAGCAUGAAUUACUGCAUCAAUGCAGAGUAGCAUGGAAGCGAUCUGACUGAGGCACUGCUGAGGUAUUAUCUUAGCUCAGGUUGCCUUAACAACAGUCCUUAGCUUGUUUGGAUUGUUGGGUCUUGGUGUCUCAUCAAGUGGUAGGCCGUAUGGCCUCAAAAUUACAUCACGAUAGGACACAAUUUAAAAAAUAUAUAUAUGAAUAAAUGCUGGUAGCAAUAAUGUAUUCAUUUAACAUUAUUGAUGUUUAACCUUAUACUGCAAUAGCAGUAGCCUUUUUGAGUUGAUUGUAUCCUAAUAGGAUAGCGUACAGUCAAGGUGCAAAGUAAGUACAUCCCCUUUAAAUUUGAGGGUUUUGUGUAUUUUGUAUUGAUAAAAAUAAGGAAAUAUGUAAACAAAUGUUCAGAAGAAGCAACAAUACAAGCAUCGGUCCAAUAUAUAAACACGGGUUAGAUUGGCAUCAAAAUCUUGGCCCAACAAUAUGAUAUGGCAUUAGAAAUGUUUCUAAACUGCAAACUUUUCCUUGUCAUUGAGUUCACCUAGUGAUCACUGCCAUCUUAUGUUUACCUUUGUUCAGUUUACGCUGUCUCCUCAAGUCCUGUCAUUGCCUCUUUAUACUUCAUGGUGUUUUAUUCUUCGGCGAAACACAUUUUUGUUUUGUCUCUUGCCUUUGGAGCAAUUUCUUUGUGUAUUUUGUUGGACAUUGUACUUUUAACAGUCUGCCCUCCUUUCGUAUUAGUAAAAUUGCUUGCAGAGGCCAACUCCUUGCUCUAAUGCUCCACUUGUGAGUUGACCAAGACAUGUUAUGCACUUGUUGCUCUAGUUGAGUGGACGAUCUUAGAUGAGGUUUUCAUUGAUGAGCAAACUCCCAUCUAGAGGAAAUUAGCCCAUUGCUUUGUAUGUAAGUGGAAAAAUAUGUUACUGUUGUGGUUCUUCUAUGUUAAAGUGGAUGGAGGGCUGAGUAAAAAGUGCGUUACUGCAACCACCUGGGUUGCAGCUUAGCCGUGAAUGUUGUGCACUUCUAGGCACGUUCUUGUAUUCUGAUGUCAUAACAUCAGUAAUGCAAUGUGAAAAACGUAUUAUAGUGGAUGGUGUAUCUCCCAGACAUACUCAUCUUCCUCUAGACAAAAGGUCCGAAAAGUUUGCUGAUUAAACAUACAGACAUACUAUGGUCAUUAAAAUAGGUUCUGGUACUUGUGUGCCACAUCCCAUUAGAAAUCAACAUGUUUUCCUUCCACCCAACUUUUCAUUCAUAUGCUUUCAUACCGUGCUUUGAACAGCCAGAUUCUUUAAGCAACAGUACAUUUCUGUAUUAAAAAUCCUUUCUUGGACAUAUGGAAUAUUUCAAUUUUCUAAGGAGCUAAAAUUCUGGUUUUCAUUAGCUGUGAGGAAUGGUCAAAUUUACAGGAAUAAACACUUGAAAUAUAUCACUGUGUAUUCAGUCUUUUAUGAGUUUACAUUUUAAUGGGAUUACUGAAAUAACUUUUUGAAGAUACUGUAAUUUUAGAUGCACCUUUAUGCAUCAGAACAUGUCCGUAACCUAAGCUAAAAGAGUGCAUCCAACUACACACUGGAAUAAUUUUACAGGAUGGUGAGUCAAGGUUUUGUCACAGAUUUUUGGGUCCAUAAUGCAACUGUAAAUGAGAUUUUCUGAAUGUUGGUUUUUUUGAGCACAAAUGAAUAAAGACUGUUAAAGGUU
Messenger RNA from Girardinichthys multiradiatus, 4962 nucleotides. It is a transcript of the gene efcab14, whose product is annotated as EF-hand calcium binding domain 14. The coding region runs from base 522 to 1769 and encodes 415 amino acids. The transcript has 9 exons. NCBI's taxonomy places the organism in Eukaryota, Metazoa, Chordata, Actinopteri, Cyprinodontiformes, Goodeidae. The record is from RefSeq and is a predicted model, not a curated record.